AUGAACAACGUUAAGAACACCAGCGCCAGUGCCGUUCGCGCCGGCACCAUAUCCCCCAUCCAAACCACCAUGGCCAACCGCAGCGCGCUCUGCCGGGACGAAACAUCCCCGGUGGCCGCCAGCACGCCGUCGUCUGCAUCAAGCAAGUCGGGGUCAAGCGGCAGCGUGUUCUCUGAGCCCAGCUCCGCAACCACCCUCUUCGUCAAUGAUAUUCUCUACACUCGCCAAGAGCUGCGCGCCAUGGCCGAGGAGCUGGACCUUGCCCAGCGCUCCGGCGAGUUCCCCAGCACCAAGUACCUCAAUGCCAACUCCAACGUCACUGUCGAUGACUACAAGAAGCUCAUUGAGAUGCGCGGUGCCGCUUGCAAGGCCGAGCGUGACGUUCUAUUCGUCGCUCUGACGCGUGACCUUCGGGAACGCGACGAGGAGAUGGACGAUAAGCUCGAGAGGCAGCGUGCGCUCAAGCAUGUCAACUCUUGCAUCAAGUCCGUCCAAGAAGAAGAGCGUCUAUAUCGCAUCAUGCAGACCGCGCUUACCCAUAACACUCAUGCCGUCACCAAAAGCGACCUUCAGGAACUUCUUGUGUCUAGCAUGGCCAACAAGCGUGACCUCGCCGAGAUAGCAAGCAAGAAUGACCUAUUGGAGAUUGCAAAUAGGCUCUCCAGGCUAUCUAGCAAGAAUGACCUAUCACAGAUCAGGCAUGACUUGAUGGCUGCUAUGAGGGACAACUCAGUCCGUGAAUUCGAGCUAGUCGAGGCUCGUCUUGACUUGGUCAGCCGGCAAAUCGAAGCUGUUCAUGACAUUACAGAGCAGCAAAUUGGAGCAUUGAACAAGCAGCUUGCACAAAUGGCAACACUCUUUGCAUCUCUUCCUGUCACAGUCACAAACAUGAUGCAAACAAUGGUAGAACACAAGCAACUCGAACAGCAACAACUCCUCCAACCUCACACUAUUCCCAUCGCACAAGCUUCAGCCCCUUCCAGCACCUUGACAGCGAAGCCUCAGCACUUUACAGAUUCCCAACGAAUCGUCAACUUGCCAACACAGCAACCUACUGCGUCUAAAUGGCACAGGUCAGUCAGCCAGAGUCUCAAACGCGGGCUUGACAAGAUAUCACGGAGGAGAAACACAGCAGUCCAAAAGACCAUCGCAGUCUCACUGACAUAA
This is a messenger RNA of Pyricularia pennisetigena, 1167 nucleotides long. RefSeq lists its product as uncharacterized. The transcript has a single exon. Bases 1 to 1167 code for a protein of 388 amino acids. The record is from RefSeq and is a predicted model, not a curated record. NCBI's taxonomy places the organism in Eukaryota, Fungi, Ascomycota, Sordariomycetes, Magnaporthales, Pyriculariaceae.